AUGUCUACCACCGAUCACCCGGAGUCCGGGGUGCCCGACUCCAGCGACCAUCACGAGUCGGGGGCCACCACGACUUCUCCGCAGAAGAGCUCCCAGCCCCAAUCCUCCUCGACAGAGUCCCCCUCUGCCCUGGCCAACCCAGACCCGAUCGCUGAUGCACCGACAUCGACGGCAUCGGCGGGCCUUCAACAGUCUCCGUCUGGCGAAGACGCGGCCACUGCGCCCCAGCACCCCGCAACCGGUGGCGAAAGCGUCGCCCCUAUGACAGCAACGACUAGCACCACCACGACCCCAGCCAACGACACCGCCAACGCCGUCGCACAGCCUCAAAAUCUAGGCACGCCAUCAAUGGGGAUUCAGGAGUCCAAGUCUGGUGCUGAUCUUUCCUCGGACCAGUCGGAGGAUAUCUCAGGGAAGGAGGUUGAGGAUGCGGGUCCAUCGCUGGCCAUCACGUUGCUGCUGACGACGGGAUCGCGGCACCCGUUCACGAUCGAUGGGAAGUAUCUGCGCAAGCAGUCAGUCAAUGUUGAGAAUGAUGAUCCCUUCGCGAUGAGCGUUUAUACGCUGAAGGAAUUGAUUUGGCGGGAGUGGCGAUCGGAUUGGGAAACCCGUCCUUCGUCGCCGAGCUCCAUCCGUCUGAUCUCAUUUGGAAAGUUGUUAGAUGACAAGUCCCCUCUGUCUGGUAAUCAUAUGCUGAAUCCACCCUCCACAGACUCGAAAUUCAGCGCAGACCACCCGAAUGUCGUACAUAUGACCGUCAAACCGCAAGAAGUGGUUGACGAAGAAGAUGCCAAGGGUGCAAAGGCGCACUUGAACCGUGACCGUGACCCGAGUGAACGCAGCCCCGGCUGUCGCUGCGUUAUCCUAUAA
This is a messenger RNA of Penicillium daleae, 870 nucleotides long. RefSeq lists its product as uncharacterized. The transcript is spliced from 3 exons. NCBI's taxonomy places the organism in Eukaryota, Fungi, Ascomycota, Eurotiomycetes, Eurotiales, Aspergillaceae. Bases 1 to 870 code for a protein of 289 amino acids. The record is from RefSeq and is a predicted model, not a curated record.